AUGGGCUCACUGUACGUACAAGCUGCAGAGGACAAGGCUCUUACUAGUGGGGCAAAGCCCGUUGCUAACCCGCAGACCAGCACGGGAAUGCCACCGUCUAUCGACUCUGCCUUGGAUACGCAGGACCUUGCCAACGAGCAACGGGGCCUCCUCGAUCUCGUUGACAAGCUCCAAUUUGCACAGCUCGACAAUGUCAAGCUUCCUCAGAUCGUCGUGGUCGGCGACCAGUCCGCGGGCAAGAGCUCCGUGCUGGAGGCUAUCACUGGCACACCAUUCCCCCGCGAUGCUGGCGCCUGCACACGAUUUGCGAGCGAGAUCAGGCUUCGGCGGUCCAACGAGUCAAGUCUCACUGUAACUAUCAUUCCCGACAAGAAUCGUCCUUUCAGGGACCAAGAGAAGCUGCGCCAGUUCGGCGGCGGCGUGGACGCCAAUACCCCCUUUGAUACCCUCAUGAGGUAUGCAGUCGACCUGAUAGCUCCCAAAAACAUCCCUGGAAGAUUUGCCGCCCGGGAUAUCCUGGUUGUGGAAAAGCGAGGGCCGGAUAUGCCUCUGCUUACCUUGGUCGAUCUGCCCGGUCUCGUCAAGAAUGCCAACAAUGAUCAGUCGCUUGAGGACAUCAAGACGAUCGAGUCCCUCUGUGAUCGGUACAUGAAGAGCUCAAGGACUAUCAUUCUGGCCGUUGUUGGAGGCAACUCGGACUAUGUCCAAGCCCCCAUCCUGACGAAAGCAAGACAAUUUGAUCCCACGGGCGCACGAACCAUCGGUGUGUUGACAAAGCCCGAUUUGACCGAAUCAAUUGGACUUGAGGACAAGUUCAUCGACCUUGUCAACAAUAAAGACAAGGCCAACAUUUUCAAGCUGGGCUGGUAUGUCUUGCUCAAUCCGGGACCUCGUGAGCCGAACCAGCCAUGGCCGACCGCCUUCGAGAGAAGGCAGCGCGAAGAGGAGUUCUUCGGCCGAGGCAAGUGGCGUGCACUGCCCGAGUCUAUGUGUGGCGCAACUGCCCUGAAGCAGAAGCUCAGCGUCCAGUUGCAGCGGCACAUUGGGAAACACGUCAAGACCCUGCGCAAGCAGAUCCAGAAGGCGCUCGAUGACUGCGAGGCCGAGCUGAAGUCGCUUGGCACCGGCAAAGAUACUCCUGAAGAGAUGCGCGUCGAGCUAGUCGAACUCUUUUCGUCCUCCAAGGAGCUUGUCAUCCCGGCCGUCUACGGCUUCUACAAGAACCCACCCCGCAAGAAUUUCUUCCGUGUGACGGCUGAUCCAAGAGGCACACCGGCGCAGAACCUGCGCGCUCGUGCCGCUGAGGAGAAUGACCGAUUUGCUCACCGCAUCCGCCAGCAUGGUCGCAAAUUCGGUUUUGCAUCCGGACCGAACGGUCGCUCGCAAGAUGGCGCGGACAUGGGAGAUGCUGGCAAGAGCAAGUAUGUGCGCCAGGAAGUCCAGGCGCUCCUCCAACAAGUUCGGGGAUCUGAGUUCCCCGGUGAUGCUAAGCCGCGAGCCGUUUAUAUGCUCUUCCAAAAUUAUUCGGAGAACUGGCCAACGCUUGCGCAGGAACACAAGGACAAUCUUGGCGUCGUCUGCAAUGAGUUCUUGAGCGAACUAAUUGACUACGCGUGGCCGAAGCGCAUGCAUGAGCCCCUGAGGAGGCACUUCCUUGACCCACAGAUGAAGGGUCUCAUGGAAAAGGCGCAGAAGGAGCUGGAUCUGCUCGUCCAGGACAUGCACCUUGAAGUCCAGCCGUAUGACCCCGAGUACGAAGAGCGACUGAAGCAGUGGCAUGUCAACGUCACUCAAGACGGAGGCUCCUACUCUGAAGCGCAGGAGGUCCUCGAGAAGAUGCUGAUCUACUACGAAUUAUCGGCCAAGAGCUUCAUUCGCAAUAUCAUCACUCAGGUAGUCGAAAGACAUUUGCUCCAGGGCAUGUAUGGCGUCUUCAACUCAGUUGAGAUCCUCGGCAUGACAAAUGAGACUGUUGAGGCCAUCGCUGCCGAGAAUAAGCAGACAAGAGACAAGAGGAUGACUCUCAAGGCACAGAAGAAGGCUAUCGAGGAAGCGAAGGAUAUAUGUGCUAACCUUGCUAUGCGCAAGGAGCUCAGAAUGUAUGCCGAUGAGGGGGACAAUGAUGAGGAGACUUCAGACGAGGAAGGCAUGAGCAGGCAGGGAUCAAGGUCCCCAACGACCCCAAAACCACCAACCUCAAGCAAUGGGCCAUCGCUCAGUCAGUCAAGCAGACGUCAACAGCGCUCUUCCCGCCAGUCCUAUGAGGAACCCCCUCAAGCCUCGCCAUCGCGACCAGAGGCCCCAAGCGCUGCCGUUCACGGUGCCAACUACAUUCCCUCAGGGCAGGGCAGUGAGCAGAACUACGCUGCCUCCACACCGCGGGUAGUCAACGACCCGUCGGAGGGCUACUACACGCAGAACAGAGCCCCGACCUCGGCGCCGCCUCCGCCGCCGCGACCUGACAAGGUCCGCACCGCCGAGUCCUUCGACUCAUACUCCACCACUCCGGACGCGCAAUUACAUCGUGAGCAGCGCCCCACCGCCCAGUCCGGCCCGGAACAGUACUACAAUCCUGCGUCGAGGGCCGGCUCUAGUGGAUAUUCUCUAACAGCACAGCAGCUUCGCGAGGCACGGGAGUCGACCCGAGUGAAUACGCCCAGUCAGCAGCGCGUAAGCAUCCGAUAA
Phaeoacremonium minimum UCRPA7 is the source of this 2685-nucleotide messenger RNA. RefSeq names its product putative interferon-induced gtp-binding protein mx protein. Gene Ontology annotation, cellular component: cytoplasm; microtubule; membrane. Bases 1 to 2685 code for a protein of 894 amino acids. The transcript is spliced from 2 exons. The record is from RefSeq and is a predicted model, not a curated record. Gene Ontology annotation, molecular function: GTPase activity; GTP binding; microtubule binding. NCBI's taxonomy places the organism in Eukaryota, Fungi, Ascomycota, Sordariomycetes, Togniniales, Togniniaceae.